AUGCCUCUGGAUGCAGCCGCCUUGAAGCGACUGCCAGGCGUUCAAUGGCAGCAACCGCCACCCUUAGCAGGCUAUCCUCAAAUGAUCCCACAGUCUGCCGGCCAGCCAAUCGCCGCACCCUGUCUCCCCGGGCAGCUGCAACAGACACCGCAAGUGUCCGGUGCAGGAUGGUCACUGCCUCGAUUAGGCGCUUUCGCGCUGAAGGGCAUUGACAGUCCCAUUGUCUUGAACGAGCUGCGCCUUUUCGACGACAGAGGCGUCAGCGAGACCUUCCCUGAACCAAAGACAAAAGGACGUGUGUCGAAUUGA
This is a messenger RNA of Symbiodinium necroappetens, 309 nucleotides long. The record is from the annotation of a GenBank genome assembly. NCBI's taxonomy places the organism in Eukaryota, Dinophyceae, Suessiales, Symbiodiniaceae.